Molecule: messenger RNA, 2907 nt
Organism: Penaeus chinensis
Lineage: Eukaryota; Metazoa; Arthropoda; Malacostraca; Decapoda; Penaeidae
Exons: 12
Coding region: 145-1794 (549 amino acids)
Source: RefSeq, a predicted model, not a curated record
CACAAAUGCCUAGCACAAGGCUGCUUCUUUCGCAUUUACAUCACGCUUCUACGCUAAUGAAGUGCUGUGAACGUGCAUUCCAUGUGGUGGAUAUAUACUCCGUUCCUGUGGAUUCAUGUGGGUGUGAUGUAUUAACUGAAGAUAAUGAAGUUUCUUCUCGUGUCUAGCUUCUCCAUCUUUCUCUCGGGAUGUGGCCUAAAUAUUUUCCUUCACGCCUCUCCCUUGCCUUCAAGACGUACACUAAAAUCUUACGAUGACUAUUACGACGAUGGGACAGUCAUUGAGCAGCUGACACUAGAAAAGAGAAAUGGCACAGCGAUUGCCUAUGCCAGCGUGCAAGGAGGGUGUGAAAGCUACCCUUAUGGUGAAGGGAUUGCUAAGCAAGUGUGGAUUGUCAGCUGCGACAAGGAAUCGGCGAUCGCUAAGGAGCCGAUGGAUCUCUUCCCGUGUGAGGAGACGCCAGUGUGCCCGAAAAGGAGCGAUCUGGCGAGAAGCAACUGCAUAAAAUUAAUAUAUGAUAGCCUGUCCUCCGAUGCCGUGGCCCAGGAUGGAAUCGCCCUUGACCUGAAGCAAAAGACUUACGAAUCGGGAUGGAAUACUGAGAGGAAGAUUUCGCGACUGUCGAUCAAAAAGCCAACGGGUUUUGCUAACGCUUACAUAAAGCUUAAUGCAAAACACAGAGUGGGUGGCUGCUCAGGGAAAAAGCAUGUUGAAUUGAGAGGCAUCGUCACGCAUGCAACCGUGGAUUUCGUUGUUGACUGGGAAUUGUUGCAAAUGGAUGUGAAUUGCAGUUACUCCGGGGAGCUGUGGCUCCAGAAUGCGUGUUUUGAGGACAUGAGAAAAGACAAACUUCCAGAACUGAAGUAUUUAGAGGAGCCGCAGUCGCUGACGGCGGCGCGCGCGGUCCGGAGGCCGUGGUGGCUCCUGGUCGUGGCCGUGACGGCGCCCCCGAUCGCCGUCGCCCUCUUCUGCUCCGUCGCCUGCAGGAGCUGGACAAGGCCCGCCGUCGGCCUCCAAAACGGGAACUCCAACUUGAAGAGCAGGAACUCGGAGAAACUGACGCGGCGAGAGGUCUUGGUCGCCUACGCAGGAGACAUGAGCGAGGAGGUCUUGCCCCUCCUGAAGGUGCUGAGGGAGAGGAAGGAUAUCAAGCUUCUCGACCUCCACGACCCCCACGCCUACGGGAAGCGCCAGGACCCGACCGUGUGGCUGGCCAAGAAACUCCUGGACAACUCGACGAAGACUCUCAUUGUAGCCUCUAAGGGCGCGAGGACCAUACAACAGCUCGUGGAGGCGGAGUCGAAGCUGGAAAUUCGAAGCAUCGGAGACAAAAUCGGUUCGUGUGAAGCUCCGAGACAGAGAGAGGCGGUGGCGAAUAAGAAGGAGGAGAAAGAGAAGGAGGAAGAGGAGGAGAAGGAAAAGGAAAAGGAGAAGGGACGCGAAACGUUAGAGAGAAUGGAAGAAGGAAGAAGAGAAGGAGAAGAGGAACAUAAUAAGCUGAAGAUUCCCGAGUCUCAAAAUGGAACGAAAGACCUAAAACACGAGGAUGUGAGUCGGGCUGAGAAGGAACGGAAAGAGGACGCGAGAAAUGGACAAAGAACGAACCAGAGAGAACAAGUUUACCAUACCCUCCUGGUGGAUUUUCUUAUAAAAAUGAAAAAUGAGCAGUUCGACGUUUGCCAAGUUUUGAUUGAGAACACGCCCACGACCGACCUUCUGGACGACAUACCGAAGACUAGGGUAUACCGAUGGCCGGAUCACAGAGAUCAUCUGCUGGCGGCGCUCCGAGUGUGAGAAUUCAAGAUUAUAGAAAUGAACAUAAACGUAGAAACUUAUAGAACCGAAUAUUGAUGUUGUAGUUACAACUUUCGACUUUUUUUUUGUCAAAUAUGUUUAUCCCCGAAAGUCCCCCAAGUUGGCAAAUAUAUACUUUUUUACUACCAUUAUUUAUUGUUGUUGUUAAUAGUAUUAUUGCCAUUAUUAUUAUUAUUAUUAUUAUUAUUAUUAUUAUUAUUAUUAUUAUUAUUAUUAUUAUUACCAUUAUCAUUUUCUGAGAGCAUGUUUUAAUGUACCGAAAAUAUAAAAACCUCUACUCUCAUCAACCAUUAUCUACCUCAAAGCACACACAAUCCUUAAAUUUGCUCAUAUUUUGCACACACUAUUGUAAAUUUACAUUUGAAUACCACCAAAAUACAAUCCUCUGGGCUCUCGGUCAUAUGCAACACACACAUAACAGAUUCUUUUUAUGUAAUUUACAUAGUUUGUUUCAAUUUUGUGUUUGUUUGUCUGCUUGCUUGCUUGCUUCUUUGUUUGAAUAGUGUAUAAUUGCAAAAUAUAAUUUAUACAAUGAUAUAUAUAUAUAUAUAUAUAUAUAUAUAUAUAUAUAUAUAUAUAUAUAUGUCUGGUUUAUGUAUAUAUAUCCGAGAUGCUGUUUCGAGUUUGGUGUAAUAUGUACAGUAUAUGCGCCAAAAGAGAUGGCUAUAAUAUAUAUAAUAUAUAUAAUGGACAACUGAAUUUAGAAAUAAAUGUUUCUAUGUACAUACAUAGUUUCAUUCUCAAAAUAGUUUUCUUUCUUUUCUGUAACGUAGCGGAGAUGCAUAUCGGAAAUCGGUGUUAACUGAUUGAAUGCAAAAAUAGCCAAAUGGCAUCGUUCUGUUCUACUCAAUUAUCACACUAACUUGCUAUGUAUCAAAUAAUUAUCAUCACCAAUCUGUUACCUCAGCCAUCUUCGGAUCCAGUGUAUUGUCGUGCCGUUAUACCCAAACUAAUAUUGUGUGUUUUAUUACAAUACCAUGAUUUGUUUUGUACAUGUAUAAUUCCUAUAAGUAUAGAAAAUGUCACGAAAAGACCUCAUUAAUUGAUAAUCAGUUUCUGUAAUCUCAUUAUUAAUAAAAGUUUUAGUAAUCA